Messenger RNA from Chrysochloris asiatica (Cape golden mole), 2118 nucleotides. RefSeq names its product zinc finger protein 615 (gene ZNF615). The record is from RefSeq and is a predicted model, not a curated record. NCBI's taxonomy places the organism in Eukaryota, Metazoa, Chordata, Mammalia, Afrosoricida, Chrysochloridae. Gene Ontology annotation, molecular function: RNA polymerase II cis-regulatory region sequence-specific DNA binding; DNA-binding transcription factor activity, RNA polymerase II-specific. Gene Ontology annotation, biological process: regulation of transcription by RNA polymerase II.
AUGACCCAAGCCCAGGAUUCGCUGACAUUGGAGGACGUGGCUGUGGAGUUCACCGGGGAGGAGUGGCAGCUCCUGGCCCCUGCUCAGAAGGCCCUGUACCGGGACGUGAUGCUGGAGAACUACAGCCACCUGGUGUCCGUGGGGUAUAUAGCAUGUGAGCAAGAUACACUUGUCAGGUUGGAUCGUGGAGAGCUGUGGACAGUAGGAGGUGAAAUCCACUGUCGAACUUCUUCAGAAAUUGGGAAAGUUGAUGAUCCCCUCCAGUGUCGCUUGCAAAUGCAAAGAUUUCAGAAGUGUAUGGGACAAUGCCACAAAUAUAAUGCAUUUGGAAAUAUUUGUCAUCAGAACUUUCCAUUGAAGCAACAUCAUGAUAUAUUUGACUUGCAUGGAAAAACUUUAAAAGCAACUUUCAGUUCAAAGAACCAGAGCAGAAGUUGUGAUCUGAAAAACUUUACUGAGUCUAACGGAGAUGGACAUCCCUUCCUCCAAGAUAAGCAUGAGCAACUUUAUACAGAUAUCCAUUUCUCUGAAAGUACAAAGUACGUCACGAGCCAGCCCCAGAUCGUGAACCAUCAGAGAACUGCCAAAAUCGUGAAUGCUCACGUAUGUAGUGACUGUGGCAAAACAUUCAUCAAGAAGUCUCAGUUCAUUGAUCAUCAGAUGGUUCAUACGGGAGAGAAACCUCAUGAGUGCAGUAUGUGUGGGAAAGCCUUCUCCAGAAGGUACAGGCUGACUGAACAUCAGAGAACUCAUGCAGGGCUGAAACAUUAUGAAUGCACUGAAUGUGACAAAACCUUCCUUAAGAAAUCACAACUGAACAUGCAUCAGAAAAUCCAUACAGUAGAGAAACCAUACAUAUGCAACGAAUGUGGGAGAGCCUUCAGCAAAAAGUGCUUGCUCAUUUAUCAUCGGCGAACUCAUACUGGAGAGAAACCUCAUGGGUGCAAUCUCUGUGGGAAAGCCUUUUGUACCAAGUCCAGUCUUACUACACAUCAGAAAACUCACAGAAGAGAGAAGCCACACGUAUGUGGUGAGUGUGGAAAAGGCUACAUGGAGAAGAGGCGUCUUGUUGCGCAUCAUCUGACUCACACUGGAGAGAAACCCUUUAUAUGCAAUGAAUGUGGGAAACGAUUCACUUUGAAGAACAGUCUCAUCACACAUCAGCAAACUCAUACAGAAGAGAAAUCGUUUACAUGCAGCGAAUGUGGAAAAGGCUUUUCCAUGAAGCACUGUCUCGUCAGACAUCAGCGAACUCACACUGGCGAGAAACCCUAUGUAUGCACUGAGUGUGGGAAAGGCUUCCCCUUGAAGAGCCCUCUCGUCAGACAUCAGCGAACACACACAGGAGAGAAGCCCUAUGUGUGCAGUGAGUGUGGGAAAGCCUUCACCAUGAAGAUCGAUCUCAUCAUACACCAGCGUAUUCACAAUGCAGAGAAACCCUAUGUAUGCAGUGAGUGUGGAAAAGGUUUUACCGUGAAGAGUCGUCUCAUUGAACAUCAGCGAACUCAUACAGGAGAGAAACCUUAUUUAUGCAGUGAAUGUGGGAAAGGCUUCUCAGCAAAGAUCCGGCUGAUUGGACAUCAGCGAACUCACACGGGAGAGAAGCCCUACGUCUGCAGCGAAUGCGGAAAAGGCUUCACUGAAAGGAGUCAUCUCAGUGUUCAUCGUCGCACUCAUACUGGAGAGAAGCCCUACGUGUGCAGUGAGUGUGGGAAAGCUUUAAGUGGGAAAAGCGUGCUCAUUGCACAUCAGCGAACUCACACGGGAGAGAAACCCUACGUAUGCAACGAAUGUGGAAAAGGCUUUGCUAGGAAAAGUAAUCUUGUUGAUCACCAGCGAUCUCAUACAGGGGAAAAGUCUUACAUAUGCAACGAAUGUGGAAAGAGCUUUACUGUGAGGCGUACUCUCAUGAUACAUCAGCAAAUUCAUAUCACAGAGAAGUCUUAUGCAUAUGAUCAACUUGAAAAAGCUUCCCCAAAAAAUGCACUCUCACUACUGGAAUUCACACAAGGAAAGGCCUUCACCACCAAGUCAGUUCUCAAUGUACACCAAAGACCUGAUACAGGAGAGAGACCAUAUGGAUGCAGCAAUUAUGCAAGGGUCUUCUCCCACUUAUGA